AUGAAAAAUGAUUCUUCGAAGUUGGCGUCAGAUGCGGCAUCGUCUGGAAAAGAGAAAAUUCGGCGGAAAAUGCCGCUGAAAAUUGUUUUACGUCGAUUGCCAGCAGCGAUGACGUGGGAGCAGUUAGAAACUCAGCUGAGUCCAAUUCCGGAAUUCGAGUUUUCUGAAUUUAUAGCUGCUAAAUCAAGCGAAGGAAUAUCGUUUUCGAGAGUAUAUUUCGUUUUCAAGAAGGAUUAUGAUACUGUCGCGUUCAAGGAGCGUUUUCAUGGAUAUGUUUUUGUUGAUGAUAAGGGAGGGGAAUCUGUUGGUAUUGUUGAGCUUGCACCGAAUCCAAGAGUGCCACACGACAAAUUAGAAACUGCCAAGGAACGUGAUUUCAAAUGCGGCACAAUAGAAACAGAUCAUGAAUAUAAAAAAUUCUUGAGCGAAAGAGAAAAUCCUCAAAAACCAGAUCUAGUAUCAAUGGAACAACUGAUCAAAGAAAUCGAUGAAAAGGAGAAAAUGAUUGAAAAGAAUGCUGUGCAGGAAACACCGCUAACGCAGUAUAUGAUCAGGAAAAGUAUCAGACGCAUUGAGGAAAAACGACGUGCUCGUGAAGAGGAGAAGCGUGAGCGGUUAGAGCGUCGUUAUGAAAGUGAAUUGAAAGAUAAACAGGAACGGCAAGAAGUAAAGAAAAUGACUGAGUUUCGUAACUCGAGAUUUGAACGAAGCCAUGAAAGUUCAAUAAAGGAAAAAGAAAGGACAAAAACUCGUACCUACCGAUCCGGUGAUUAUAGUCGUAAUGGUACGAUGGAAAAAAGCAGUAAGUGGUCUGAUGCUAAGGACCGCGACAAAUGUAUUCAGUCAUCGAAGAAAGGACGUGAUGCAUCAGCUGGCAAAGAGUUUUUUUCGAAGAAAACGAAACAAAAUGAUGAAAAUCAAAGUUUUAAAACUGAAAAAAUUGAAGAAUUGGAAAAAGAGAAGAUAAGAAAGGAUGAUGAAACUGCCUGCAAGAAAUCUAUUUCAUCAGAAGACACUACUGGGCCAAUAUCAUCGGACAAACCGAAUAGUAAAAUCACAAAGGUGGUAAAUCGAAUGCUAACGCAGAAAAUCAUAGCAGCCGAGAAAGAUGAAAAAAAUUUACACAAUGGAAAGAAGGAAGAAAAGACUGAAAAUGGUUUUACGAAGCCUCGUCGUAAUAAGGACCGACCAGAGCGUGCAAUAUAUCAACCUUCUGCCGUUAGACGCCGAACUGUGACUGCAGUUACAUCUGGUUUAAAUGCUAUGGAAAAAGUCGCAUCAGCUUCUAAAGAAAAACCUUAA
Cercopithifilaria johnstoni is the source of this 1302-nucleotide messenger RNA. The record is from the annotation of a GenBank genome assembly. Lineage: Eukaryota; Metazoa; Nematoda; Chromadorea; Rhabditida; Onchocercidae.